AUGUUAAUUUUAUUUUCUCGUGUUUCAACAUGGCUUUUCAUAGAAAUGAUAGCCUCGUUAAGUUUAGUCGUAUUAAAUUUAUUUAUACCGAUGUUAAUGGUGUUUGGCUCAUUUCGUAACGCCGUUAAUUUCUAUCUAUCAAGUGCGGCUCUAUCAAGUUCAAUGAUUAAUUUUUUAUAUCUAAUUUAUCUUAUUCAAACUCUUCGUUCAAGAGUUCUUUCGGAAAAUAAUUGCCGAGCAAUAUAUUAUCUACAAACAUCGUGUAUACUUAUACUCGCUUAUACAAUAGUCGCGAUGCAUGCAAAUUUUAUUCUAUGUUUAUUUCCAUCAUCAUCAGCCCAUCAUCAUUCAGCUCGUACUUGUUUACAGUCAUUUGGUGUUUGUUUACGACGAAUUUUUCGCCGAUUUUGUUAUUUUUUUGUUAUAUGUUUAUGGUCAUUUGCAUUCAUAGCAACAAUCCCGUUACUUUAUUCUAUCGAUUCAAAUGAAAAAUUGCCUAAGCCAGUUUAUUGUCCUGGUACCACACAAGUGAGUUAUCGUGAAGAACUGUUUAAUCGCAAUCGUUUUACGCAAACUAUUAUAUUUAAUUUAAUUCCUUUAAUACUAAAUUUAUUUUUAUCAUUAAUUGCUGUGUUGAAAUUAUUGUACGAUUGUCUUGUUUAUCUAUGCGCACGUUGUAGAAUGUCAAAAUGUUCACUAUGUCGAAAGAAAUCUUCUUCCAUGCAGCAAUCUCAAUCAAAUAUACCUAAUGCAAUGUCGUUUUUAUCAUCACUUAGUAUUGUUGCAAGAAAUAAUAUGCAACAUGGUAUCAAUUUAGCACCAGUCAUGGAAACAACAACAGCACCGUCGCCGCCGGAUAAUGAAAUAAAUAUAACAACCUCAGAUUUCGUAGUACAAUCUUGUGGACAUUGGUUAUCAAAAUCGUUUAUUCGGUCAUUACUUGUAAUAUCAGUUUGUUUGUUAGCUUGUAUUUACCCAGUUGUGAUGCGAUUUUAUUUAGUCUACUUUUCCGUACUUCUCCCAUUGGUAUUUGCUUUAUUGAAUUAUUCUUUCGUACAAUUACAAUCAACACAACAACAAACAACUGUUGAAAAUUAUGCGACAUCUGGAAUCAUUCAACCGGCCGCAGCAUCUUCUACUGACACAAAUGGUGCAUUGAAUAUGAAUAAGAGUGAAAUAUUUCAAAAUCAAACAUCUAUAAAACGUGACCUAAAUAAUUCUUCAAGUGAGCAAUUUGAAUUACAAUCAUCAUUAAUAAAAUCUCUAUCGAACGAAGACAAUCGAUUAAUUGAUACACCAUCAACAAUACGAAAGAAACAAAAAUAUUUUUCCAAUCGUUUAUAUGAAAAUUCUCGAACUUUGUUUAUCAGUCGAAAUCAUUGA
This is a messenger RNA of Rotaria socialis, 1383 nucleotides long. The record is from the annotation of a GenBank genome assembly. NCBI's taxonomy places the organism in Eukaryota, Metazoa, Rotifera, Eurotatoria, Philodinida, Philodinidae.